Rhineura floridana is the source of this 2956-nucleotide messenger RNA. It is a transcript of the gene ZACN, whose product is annotated as zinc activated ion channel. The record is from RefSeq and is a predicted model, not a curated record. Gene Ontology annotation, biological process: regulation of membrane potential; signal transduction; chemical synaptic transmission. The transcript has 10 exons. Gene Ontology annotation, cellular component: synapse; membrane; neuron projection. Gene Ontology annotation, molecular function: transmembrane signaling receptor activity; extracellular ligand-gated monoatomic ion channel activity; neurotransmitter receptor activity. Lineage: Eukaryota; Metazoa; Chordata; Lepidosauria; Squamata; Rhineuridae. Bases 120 to 1406 code for a protein of 428 amino acids.
UUUGGCUGAUGCAUGGCAAGGGUCAAGUGGAUUUGUGCUGUGUACAUAACUAGCAUAGCAGACGAGCUAACAGCAGUCCUCCUAUGCAAGUUUUACCCAGAAUUAUUCUACUGUGAUCAAUGGAACUUACUCCCAGGGCCUUAACAAACAAAAUGAAGGUGACAAGGAUCUGCCUGAACCUCUUCCUCUUGGUGCUAGCAGCCAUGCCUCAGAAGACUUGGCAAAAUUCUACCACCUCUUUGGAAAUGAAGCUGUUAGAGUCACUGCUGAAUACAAAUACCCCAUGCCAGAUACCCAAAAAUGGAACUGAUCCCCUUCUGGUGGAUAUCACUGUGGUGAUGUCUAAUGUGCUAGAAGUGGACAUCUUGAAAUACACUAUCUCAUCUGUCCUUCUGCUGAAUCAGUCAUGGUACAAUAAACAGCUGGCCUGGGAUGAGGCAGAGUUCCCUUUCGCCACCAUCACUGUGCCUUGGAAUUCGGUGUGGACUCCAUCUCUCACUGUUCAAGAAUCGUUUGACAUAAAAUGGAAGACUGAAUCCCCUGAAGUGGUGCUACACAGUGAUGGGAAAGUGGAGUUUAUGCUCGCUCUGCGCAUUGACACCAACUGCAACUUUGAUCUCUUCUACUACCCACGUGAUAACACUCGCUGUACUUUGAGCUUCUAUGCUCUGGCCAACAAAGUCAAUGAGAUGGAAUUCAAGGUCUCAAUUGAAAACCAAGUUCUGAACGUAAAGCGUGAAUAUCUUGUCACUGAUGUGAAAGUUACAAGCCUGAAGAAUAUGCCACAGCCUUGCUUUGUAGUGAUGGUAAAUCUAAAAAACACAGGAAUACGAACCCUUCUUUCUUUGGUUGUGCCAAGCAUUGCACUUUUAGUAGCUGAUCUCUGCGGCUUCCUUAUUCCACUCCAAGACAGGCUGUCAUACAUGAUCACCUUGUUACUGGCAUACCUGGUAUUCCACUCCUCGCUGAUUAGCUCCCUACCAGGAUCAUCUUCCUGCAACCCUCUCCUCAUUUACUACUACAUUGGUCUCCUGGUGUUACUAUUCCUUAGCACAAUUGAGACUGUCUUAGUGACAAAGUUGGUUGCCAACAACAGUAAUCGCUGGCUGAAUUAUGGAUUUCAGCAGGAAAAGGGCAAGGCUACCACUAUGUUACCUGAAGACCAAAGCUAUAAUGCAGAACAUACAAGAGAUCCUGGGACAAGUGACUGUGGGACAGUCCAAGAGUCAUCACAUCUCAAGCAAGCUUCUGCUGGUGUGGACAAGCUCUUCUUCAUCAUCUACUUAGGACUGGUUGUUAUGUUUCAUUUCCUAUUUGCAGCACUCUGGCUACUCUGGAAAUGUGAAUCUGAGAGGCCGCCUGGAGAAGACCAUUUAGAUGGAAUCAAAUGGAGGCAUGAUGGAUAGAGGUGGCACCUGUUCCAUGUAGAAGCCUGCUUUAUACUCAGCUGAAGUUAUGCACAUUUGCUCAUCCUCUAUUUGCAUAAUUUGCUUUGAUGUAAAUAUUUAUGAAAAAUAAGAGUGCACAUAGGGUUCUCAGGCAGUGUUCCAGGAGCUGCGUGUGUGCCUCCACAUCAUUCUCUGAACUAAUUGAAAUGAAAAAGAAUAUAUUGAAAAUAGUAUUUUAGAUGCGACUCAAAUGACUAUUCCUCCCUAAAAAAUGUGGAGACAUUGCCUAGUUCACACAUAUAGCAGACAGCAAAUGUUCUCUAGUGGGUGCUUUACCCUGAUUUUAUUUUGUAGGCAAGUGAAAACAUUUUUAUUUUACUGGAUGUUUGGGAGUUAGAGGAGAUAGUGUUCGAUGUAUUUUUUGUGUUUCGAGGUUUUUUUCUAUUGUGUAUACAUUAGGUUUAUUUGGGUUUUUAAAUUAUUGUUAAACAUCUUAUGAACAGUGAUAUCCAGUUGUGUCCCCCCACCAGUGAACAGACUUCCAUUCCCGUAACAGGCCUUCCUUCUUUUCUAUUUCCCCCUGCAACUCCUUGCCUGUUCACCAGAUAUGCUGUGGAGGGCUGGGGGACUGUCUGCAGCAGAUUUAGGGAGGCGUGCAGGGCUACAGGGUGGAAGGACAGGAAAGGGAAAUUCACUCACCUGCAAUCUAUAAAUAUUGCACAUAAAUAAAUACAGAACAGCAAGCUCAGGAGUUUGCACACACUUAUUUGGCAAGACAAGACUGCUACCAGUACCAUAGUUACUAUAACAUGUGCUUCUUUUCAGCCUCCGUGGCUCUCCAAUUACACCCAGACUGACUUGCAUGUGCACUACUUCCCUUUACCUCCGAUCUGUAUUUUCUAAAAAAAGACAGUGUAGAAUUAGUAAUAAACUAAAAGAAAAGGAGUAAAGGUGGUGCCUUUCAUUGAUGCUAUGAUAAAAUAACCAGGGGGAUUAAGAGAAUACUAUUCAGUCUUAGUUCACACGUCCAAAAGAAAACUGAAGAGACAUGGCCUAGGGGAACUAGCUAGAACAAAUACAGAAAGCAUAGUAAAGGUGCAGGGCACAUACAAGUUAAAAGCCAGAACUGUACCAAAUCAAGUGAUCUGACUCAUGACUACAUGUCCAUCACUUGCUGCACAUGUGAAUGAACCACAUUAAGCACCACAAAAAGAACUUUCUUAUCACCUCAGGCACACUGCUUUUCAAUGGAGUCUGUUCAUACCUUCAGCUGUGAGUGUUCAACAAUGGGUGAAUCAAGCAAUGAGCAUGCAGUGUAAGAACUGGCCUCACAGAGUCCAUUCAGGCUCUUGCAGGAAGUAGAUACUAUAUGCAAGUCAGAAUAAAGGUAUGGGCCACUUCACUAAUAACAUUAAACAAAUAGUGGAAACAGGAGAGAGUGGGCAGGGUGAACCUCCUAUUAAGAAGUAAAUAUCAAGUUUUUAAUAAGUCUGAAGACAGAGGUAGCAAGAGGAGCACAAAGAAAUAAUAAAUAUAGCAGCCAAUUGCUCCGGUAGCUUUCUCUUUCC